Messenger RNA from Scaptodrosophila lebanonensis, 3542 nucleotides. It is a transcript of the gene hrg, whose product is annotated as poly(A) polymerase type 3. Lineage: Eukaryota; Metazoa; Arthropoda; Insecta; Diptera; Drosophilidae. Gene Ontology annotation, molecular function: poly(A) RNA polymerase activity; RNA binding. Bases 466 to 2472 code for a protein of 668 amino acids. The record is from RefSeq and is a predicted model, not a curated record. The transcript has 9 exons. Gene Ontology annotation, cellular component: nucleus.
GAUUUAAGAUUAAAUAUAUAUUGUUAGUAAACGCAAAUGCAAAUCAAAGGCAAACGUGAAUGCAAAUGUUUGUCCAAUAGCAAUGCAACGCCAUCAAUGUGCGCGCCGCCGCAAAAUAAUUGAACGCAGUGUUUCUGUCUCGCUAAAUGACAUACAUACAUAUACACUUGUACAUAGGAACACACAUAUUCACAUACAUUUAUCUAACGAAAUUUCAAUUUACUUGAAACUGAAAUCGUGAUUUUAUUUGGGUAAUUAAACGAACAUUUGAAAAAACAAGCGCAGCAUUUUACUCGACGAAGCCUUGUGGACAGACUUCGGUGUGGAAUCGAAGGAGCGUACCCAGCCACAUACCAUACAUAAUUCCAUUUGCUACCACUGGAGCAUCAAGCAACUUAAUUAUACUUUAGACAAACUACUUUAGGACUAGCUAGUACAUACUUAACUAAACCGAAGGUAUACAACAUGUGGAACUCCGAACCAACAAAUCGUCAGCAACAAAAUGGCAACACUACCUCUGGCGGACAGCCCGCCAAACAGUUGGGAAUGACCUCAGCCAUAAGCCUCGCUGAACCUCGUCCUGAGGACUUGCAGCGCACCGAAGAGCUAAGUAAGUCCCUGGAGCCGUACAAUGUGUUUGAGAGCCAGGACGAACUGAAUCAUCGCAUGGAAAUUCUCGCCAAGCUCAAUACUCUAGUAAAGCAAUGGGUCAUGGAGAUAUCUAUUAGCAAGAAUAUGCCUGAGGCUGCUGCCGAAAAGUUGGGUGGAAAAAUCUACACAUUCGGCUCCUAUCGGCUGGGCGUGCACCAUAAGGGCGCUGACAUAGACGCGCUCUGCGUAGCGCCGAGGAAUAUUGAGCGCAGCGAAUACUUUCAAUACUUUUUCGAAGUGCUCAAAAAGCAGCCUGAGGUUACCGAAUGUCGCUCAGUAGAAGAAGCCUAUGUGCCCGUUAUAAAGAUGAAUUUCGAUGGAAUUGAGAUCGAUUUACUGUUUGCGAGACUUUCGCUCAAAGAAAUACCCGACGACUUUGAUUUGCGGGACGAUAAUUUGUUGAAGAACCUAGAUCCACGGUCAGUGCGCAGUCUGAACGGCUGCCGGGUAACAGAUGAGAUACUUGCACUUGUACCCAAUAUUGAGAACUUUCGACUGGCGUUGCGCACUAUUAAGCUUUGGGCAAAGAAGCAUGGCAUAUAUUCAAAUUCCCUGGGAUAUUUUGGCGGUGUUACUUGGGCGAUGCUGGUGGCACGUACUUGUCAGUUGUAUCCAAAUGCCGCAGCAGCCACAUUGGUGCACAAGUUCUUCUUGGUCUUUUCGCGUUGGAAGUGGCCCAACCCGGUGCUACUAAAGCAUCCUGACAACGUCAACUUGCGUUUUCCAGUUUGGGAUCCACGAGUUAAUGCCUCGGACCGGUACCAUUUGAUGCCCAUCAUUACACCCGCAUAUCCACAACAGAAUUCCACAUUUAAUGUAUCGGAAUCGACAAAAAAAGUUAUAUUGACUGAGUUCAAUCGCGGCAUGAGCAUCACGGACGAAAUUAUGCUUGGUCGCGUGCCCUGGGAUCGUUUGUUUGAGGCGCCCAGCUUCUUUUACAGAUAUCGGCAUUUCAUUGUUUUGCUCGUGAACUCGCAGACGGCCGAUGAUCAUCUGGAAUGGUGUGGCCUGGUCGAGUCCAAGAUACGCCUGCUCAUUGGCAACUUGGAGCGUAAUCCACACAUAGCAUUAGCUCACGUGAAUCCCAAAUGCUUUGAAUUUAAAAAGGGCCUAAGUGGCAACAACUCGCAGAACAACAGCGGCAACGAGGACGAACAAAAGCAGAUGUCGGCCGCUCAGACACAGUCAUCGGUGACGACGGCGCCUUUCUGUUCCAUGUGGUUUAUUGGUCUGGAGUUUGAGCGCUCGGAGAACUUAAAUGUGGAUCUUACUGAGAGCAUACAAAACUUUACAGAACAUGUGAUUGUGCAUGGCGUCAACAUUAAAAUGCUUAAGGAGGGUAUGACUAUUGACGCACGCCACGUGAAGCGGAAGCAGCUUUCCUUGUAUUUGGAUGCAGACUUUCUCAAGCGGGAGCGUAAAUCUAUGGAGAAUCACACAAAUUUUAACAACACGAUGCUGGCCAAUCGUAAGCGCCUGUCUUCCGAGCUGGCGCAGUCACAGGAACCAUUACCGCCUGGCCAGCAAUCACAGUCUAGUAGUCGAGGAGCUAAGGGGCAGCGCUUGAGUGAAUCGCUAACCGAGGAGAACUCAAAUGCGUCGAGUGACAUGGGUGCGCAAACGCCCACCACACCUACGUCGUCUCAGACAAGUGGUCCUAACUUUAAAACGACACAGGCGGCAACGCCGAUUGGUAAAAACGGUAACGAUGUCGUCUGCUUAGAGGGCGCGGAGAGUAGCCAACAGGAUCAAAUGCAGCAACCUCCACCGCACAACAAUGGCAACAGCAGCAACACAACCGCCGAAGUAGCCUGCUCGUGACAACCGCCAACAGUACAACAGCUGCCGCCGCCACAGUUACAUCCAUAUCAUCAUCACCAUGCUGCCAUGCCAAUGCCACAUAAAUUCCGCAAGAACAACAAUGCCGCCGCUGCUGCUGCAUCCAAUAGCAUUUUUAAUCAACGUUCAAUUCUACACGCGGCUUCGAGUUUAACGGCCGCUUUAAGCAUAACGGGGCACAAGCGCAAACAGCCUGCUGCGACGACAGCAACUUCAUCGAGUGCAGCAAACUAUAUCAGCAGCAACACCAACAGCAAUGGCGGAGGCAGCGGCGACAUCAAAGUCAAUUGCUAUUAUAUCGACGAUGAUGAUGAUGAAAACUCACUUCAACCACCAACAUCAACACUCCGAAUAAAGUCAAAUGCCGCUGCAACAACAAACACAACAAUCGCAGUCGCAUCAGCAACGGCCACAGCAACAACUGCAGUUGCAUCCACAGCAACGACAAUUUCUUUGUAAAAAGCUAUACAUAUACCAUAAGGUUUAGUUUUCAUAGUUAUAUCGCCCAUUUAUUUACUUUGGCUUUGACCAAAAUGGAACCCCACAUAUUUGAUACAAAAGGUUUCCAUUUCAAGUCCACGAGAUUUUGUUUUAUAUAUUUUCUUAAAGCUGUACUAUUCGCAACGUCGCUGGAAUAUCAACAUAGCUACAUCAACAACUACAACAACCAACAACAAAAGUUACUGCACCAAGCAGCAUUACGCUAAUAUUUUCUUUCCGUUUUUCUGCAAUUAUGUAAUAUUGUUGUACGUCUUUUUUACUUCCCCACAGCUGGUAUGAUGAGUGUCAAAUGGAGAGCUGGUGACUAGCAACUUCAACUGCCAGCAACAGCUACAUGCUAAACAUAUAAAAAUUUCUAUGAUUUCAUGUUGUUUUUCAACAUUAUUUUGUUUUCUUCCUCCUUCUAGUUGUACAACGCUGAUACUUUCAAACAAAUGUUCUUUUUCCUAAGAAAAACAAACUGAAAAAAGGUAACAAAAAACAAAUAAAGUGAAGAUAUUGAUUUAAUUUUACCAAUAAACAAACACAAAGAGCGAAAGCCCUUUCAAAUA